UUUCAAAAACCAAUGAAGAAGGCAAUAACGACUAAAGCAAAAUAAUUUUUUCGUGGAGUGAUAUGUGAAAUUGGCCUUUCUGGACUUUUCAGAUAGAGUUCAACUGUAGAUCUAAAAAACCUUGAAUACAUGAUAUAUUCAGAUUGUCAUAAAACGGCAGUCUUACCAGAUCUAUGGAAGAAAUACCUCUAUCUCCGGUCGAAACCUGCAGAGAUACAGGCAGAGAUACAGACUUAGAAUACGAGGAGAACUACUGUCCACACUACCAAAGAUCGACAUGUCUUCUUCACUUCUCUUGCUGCGAACACGACAAUUUCUUUCCUUGUCACAAAUGCCACAAUGAACGAAUUAGUAGUCCAUCUGACGUGUCUUGUAAACUAAUGGUCGAGAACGAAACUAUGAAUGGAGAGAAAAGAAAGGAGCUUCUGAGAACAGUAAACCAUUCACAAGCGAAGAGUUUAGACGCUGAUACAAUAAAAUGUACUUACUGUCAAGAACUCCAAACGAUAAGUUCACGUUGCACAAAAUGCAGUAAAGAUUUUGCUCCAUACUUCUGUGAGAAGUGCAAAAUAUUUGUCAAUAACAUGGAAAUGGACCCAUAUCACUGUGAUGACUGUGGCAUUUGCAGAGCAAACAAGUCAAAUCACCAACAUUGCCAUAAAUGCAAUCUUUGUCUUGAAAAGCAGUUGUACAAAGAUCACAAGUGUAUGGAAGACAGUGGACAUGAUAUGUGUGCUGUCUGUCUGGAGACAGUCUUCUGUGGAUGCUGCUUCCUUCCUUGUAGUCACAAGCUUCAUCAGGAAUGUGCACUGGGCCUAAUUCAGCAUGGCAGCCUUGACUGUCCAAUUUGCAGGAGAACAUUUGCAGUUGAAAUAAAAAGAGAAACGGGAACGUGUGAAGCCAUUGUGAAUUACUGCAAGUCAAAGGGCAAAAGACUUUUGAGUUUCUUCAAUGUGUUGGAAUAAAAAAGGUUGUAAUAAAGCAUGAAUAUAAACAUCAAUAGGUGAUGUCAGUGUGAACAUCGCUAUGAUUUGUUUAAUCACUCUACUUUUGUUAUUAUUAUAAUUACAUGUAAAGCUUAUUACAAAAUAUUCAGUUGUUUUUUUCUCUCAUGAACAAUAAAAAUCUAACUUUUUGGUGAUGAACAAAUAUGGCAAUAGUAACCUAACAAAAUAAAAUAACGAAACAUUUAAAACAUUUCCUUUGACCUUAUGGUUUAAAUAUUAUAUUUUAUGAAUUUAAGUCCUAUUUUUGAAAAAUAGAAAAACAGAAACAGAAAUAAAAACAGAAACUACAUGACUGCAGUAAUUUUAAAGUGCAUCUCUAGCCAUAUCGUGCAGUGUUUUCUUAUUUCUGUUAAAAAGUGAGAAUUGGAUGGGAUGGAUGAAUGGGUAUCAUGGAGGCCAGUUGGAUGGGAUGGAUGAAUGGGAAUCAUCGGAGGCCAGUUGGAUGGGAUGGAUGA
Messenger RNA from Actinia tenebrosa (Australian red waratah sea anemone), 1462 nucleotides. RefSeq lists its product as uncharacterized. NCBI's taxonomy places the organism in Eukaryota, Metazoa, Cnidaria, Anthozoa, Actiniaria, Actiniidae. Gene Ontology annotation, cellular component: nucleus. The record is from RefSeq and is a predicted model, not a curated record. Gene Ontology annotation, biological process: protein ubiquitination; ubiquitin-dependent protein catabolic process. Gene Ontology annotation, molecular function: zinc ion binding; ubiquitin protein ligase activity.